AUGGUCCCCAUUGGACCGUGUCUGUCGAGCGGUGAGGAAAGUCCUCCGCGACGUCUGGUGCCCCUUUCCCUGAACCAACUGAAAGCCGGCGAGAUCAUUCAACGAAGUGCUUACGCCUUGUCUUUUCCCCAGGUGCACGGCGAUGCCAAGAACCUCGUCUGUAGCAUCGAGGGCCUGCUCCAGUGCCGCGCCCUUCCCGCCACCGGCGCCGGCCACGUCGUUCCCAAGACCAUCCUCGGGAACCCCGCCCUGCUCGCCGUCCAGCGCCAGUCGCGGGACAUUACCGGCGAUAUGCGCGAGCUGAUCUCCCUCUCCCGCCGCGAGACCACGCUCAUCACGCGCAAUUUUGACCACGCCCGCAGGAUGCGGCACCACCGCCGCGUCAUCGAGGAGCGCCACCGCGCCGCCCGCGCCCAUCACCAGCGCCCCGAGACUGAUGACGUCUCCCAGCUCGUAUGCCACGCCUGCAACACCCGCCGCACGCCGCAGUGGCGCAGCGGCCCGGCCGGUCCCUGCACCCUGUGCAACGUCUGCGGGCUGGUCCACGCCAUGAGGAUGCGGAAGCUGGGACGCACCAGGAGCAAGAAGGCUUCGGCGUCGUCCUACACUUCGUGA
Messenger RNA from Colletotrichum graminicola M1.001, 615 nucleotides. RefSeq names its product GATA zinc finger. The record is from RefSeq and is a predicted model, not a curated record. Gene Ontology annotation, biological process: regulation of DNA-templated transcription. The transcript is spliced from 2 exons. NCBI's taxonomy places the organism in Eukaryota, Fungi, Ascomycota, Sordariomycetes, Glomerellales, Glomerellaceae. The coding region runs from base 1 to 615 and encodes 204 amino acids. Gene Ontology annotation, molecular function: sequence-specific DNA binding; zinc ion binding.